Lactuca sativa (garden lettuce) is the source of this 1886-nucleotide messenger RNA. Its product is annotated as pre-mRNA-splicing factor SLU7. Gene Ontology annotation, biological process: mRNA splicing, via spliceosome. The record is from RefSeq and is a predicted model, not a curated record. Gene Ontology annotation, molecular function: pre-mRNA 3'-splice site binding. NCBI's taxonomy places the organism in Eukaryota, Viridiplantae, Streptophyta, Magnoliopsida, Asterales, Asteraceae. Gene Ontology annotation, cellular component: spliceosomal complex.
GUCGAGAUAACUUCUCAUCCUGCGACACACAAAAUAACCCCAAGCUGCGAUCACCGUCAUCGUCCUCUGAAAUCAAAUCAGAGUCGUAUUAUUAUCAGAAUCGAACUUCCAAUUUCUAGGUUUUGCUCCUGAACAAAUUUCAACAUGGCGACGGCAUCAGUGGCUUUCAAAUCCAGGGAGGAUCACAGGAAACAGAUGGAACUUGAAGAAGCCCGAAAAGCUGGGCUUGCUCCUGCAGAAGUUGAUGAAGAUGGAAAAGAAAUUAAUCCACAUAUUCCUCAGUAUAUGUCAUCUGCUCCUUGGUAUCUCAAUGCAGAGAGACCUAGUUUAAAACAUCAAAGGAAAUGGAAGUCAGAUCCCAAUUACACAAAGUCAUGGUAUGACAGAGGAGCAAAAAUAUACCAAGCUGAUAAAUACAGAAAGGGUGCAUGUGAAAACUGUGGAGCAAUGACACACACAACCAAGACAUGCAUGGAGAGGCCACGUAAGCUAGGGGCAAAAUGGACAAGUAAAAACAUAGCACCUGAUGAGAAAAUAGAGACAUUUGAGCUUGAUUAUGAUGGGAAAAGGGACAGGUGGAAUGGGUAUGAUGCAGCAUCAUAUGCUCAUGUGAUUGAAAGAUAUGAAGCUCGUGAUGAAGCUAGAAAGAAAUUCUUGAAAGAUCAACAACUUAAGAAGUUAGAGGAAAAGGGUAACACUGAAAAUGUGGAAGAAGGUGUUAGUGAUGAUGAAGAUAAUGAAGAUGCUUUGAAAGUUGAUGAAGCCAAAGUUGAUGAGAGUAAGCAGAUGGAUUUUGCAAAGGUGGAAAAACGUGUUAGGACUACAGGUGGUGGUAGCACGGGUACUGUUAGGAAUCUGCGAAUUCGAGAAGAUACAGCAAAAUACCUUCUGAAUCUUGAUGUGAACUCUGCACAUUAUGAUCCGAAAACUCGAUCCAUGCGUGAGGAUCCGCUUCCAGAUAUGGAUCCAAACGAGAAGUUCUAUGCUGGGGAUAAUCAGAAUAGAGUAAGUGGACAAGCAUUGGAGUUCAAGCAACUGAACAUACAUGCAUGGGAAGCAUUUGAGAAGGGUAAUGAUGUCCAUAUGCAAGCUGCUCCUUCACAAGCUGAGUUGUUGUAUAAGAAUUAUAAAGUGAAUAAAGAGAAGCUGAAAUCUCAAGUGAAGGAGACAAUUGUUGAGAAAUAUGGGAAUGCAGCUGCUGACGAGGCGCUUCCAAGAGAGCUUUUAUUAGGUCAAAGUGAAAGAGAAGUUGAAUAUGAUCGUGCUGGAAGAAUCAUCAAAGGCCAGGAAAUGGCUCUUCCUAAGAGCAAAUACGAGGAGGACGUUUACAUCAAUAACCACACGUGUGUUUGGGGGUCUUGGUGGAAAGGCCAUCAAUGGGGUUACAAGUGCUGUAAGCAGUUUAUUAGAAACAGUUACUGCACAGGUGCUGCUGGUAUUGAAGCUGCUGAAGCUGCAUCCGAUCUCAUGAAGGCCAACAUCGCACGCAAAGAGGCCACUCAAGAAGUUGUUGCCCCAACCGAGGAGAAGCAGCUUGCGACUUGGGGAACCGAUAUACCUGAUGACUUGGUUUUGGACCAAGCCAAACUCACAGAAGCACUUAAAAAGGAGGACAAGAGGCGGAGAGAAGAGAAGGAUGAAAGAAAGCGAAAAUAUAAUGUUAAGUGGAACGAUGAGGUGACGGCUGAAGAUAUGGAGGCCUACAGAAUGAAGAAGGUCCUCCAUGAUGAUCCGAUGAAGGACUUCCUAAACUAAACUACUAGCUUUUUCCUUUUCAUUUUCCUCUGUAUUGAUAAAGUAAGUGCUGAAUGGAUAAUGGAUGUCCGGAUAAAAUGUUAUAUUUCAAAAACUAAUAACAUCUGUUUAUGUGUGUUUAACAGUCUUUA